UACAGAGACUGACGUCACUCUCCUGCGACACAGGAAAACAACAAACCGUGAAAACAGUGAACGGACCCGUCCUGUGAUCGAUCAUCUCUAUUUAAAGACAAACAAUGGAAUAAACCAGUCAUCAGUUUAUCUUUAUAACAUAAACUAACACCCAGAGAGGAGAUUAACAUGGUCCCAACUGGAUUAACAUGGUCCCAACUGGAUUAACAUGGUCCCACCUGGAUUAGAACCCUGAAGGACCACAAGGAGCCGAAGAACUGAACUACUGUUUCUACUGAUCGCUCCAUUGACCUCUGACCUCGUCCACCAUGAGCUCCAGGGUAUGCAGGACCUGUGGGGGGUCGGACAUCGAUGUGGAUCAGGCCCGGGGCAGCGCGGUGUGUACCGGCUGUGGUGCUGUUCUUGAGGACAACAUCAUCGUCUCUGAGGUCCAGUUCGUCGAGGGGAGUGGAGGAGUUUCCUCUGCUGUGGGACAAUUCGUUUCUGCUGACGGUCCAGUCAAAGCUCCCCUUCUUGGUUCUGGUUUUCACACCAGUGUUGGGAAAGAGUCCAGAGCUCAGACUCUGCAGGGCGGUAAGCGUCAGAUCCAGCAGCUGGGCAGUCAGCUGCAGUUGAACCAGCACUGUUUGGACACGGCAUUCAACUUCUUCAAGAUGGUCGUCAGUAAACACCUGACCAGAGGACGCAAGACGGAGCACGUCAUCGCAGCGUGCCUCUACCUGGUGUGUCGCACUGAGGGGACGCCACACAUGUUGCUGGACCUGAGUGACCUGCUGCAGGUGAACGUUUACAUUUUGGGUAAAACGUUUCUCCUCUUGGCUCGUGAACUCUGCAUCAAUGCUCCCGCCAUCGACCCCUGCCUGUACAUCCCUCGUUUCGCUCACAUGUUGGAGUUUGGGGGGAAGACUCAUGAGGUUUCCAUGACAGCUCUUCGUCUGGUUCAGAGGAUGAAGAGGGACUGGAUGCACACGGGACGUCGUCCCUCUGGACUGUGUGGAGCAGCUCUCCUGGUCGCUGCUCGGAUGCACAAGUUUCGUCGUACAGUGAAGGACGUGAUCAGUGUGGUGAAAGUGUGUCAAACCACUCUGAGGAAAAGGUUAACAGAGUUUGAAGAAACGCCCACGAGUCAGCUGACCAUCGACGAGUUCAUGAGAGUGGACCUGGAGCAGGAGUGUGAUCCGCCCUCCUUCACUGCAGCGCAACAAAAAACAAAGAUGCAGCAGCUGGAACAGGAGCUGGCAAAGAAACUGGAUGAUGUUGAAGGAGAGAUCAGCUGCUACAAAGACGAGAUUGAAUCGGAGCUAGAAAAGAGUCGACCAAAACUGAGAGGAAUCUACGCCGCCUACGCCAAGGAACUGGAUCCAGAGGACGCGGAGGUUUUGUCCAUGGCCUCUGAACCCGAUGUCGAACCAGACGUGGAAGAGGACGAGUUCCAAGCUGCUGCCCAACACCUGACCCAGGAGUUCUUGGGUCAGGUGCUCCAGGAAGAGGAGGGGCUCGGGACCAAGACAGGCGUCAGCGCGGAGGAGGCGGGUCCAGAAAAAGAGGAAGCUGUUCAUCAACGACAGGCGGCCCCGCUGGCCAUCAUCCUGGGGAAGCUGCCGACGGCGGCCAGUCUCCAGCCGACCUUUGACGAGUCAGAGAACAGCGACAAACCUGACGACGAACAGUCCGAGGGGGGAGAGCUGGACCUGGAGGGUAUUGACGAUCAGGAGAUUGAAAAGUACAUCCUGAAUGACAGGGAAGUCCAGGUGAAGACCGACCUGUGGAUGAAACAGAACGCUGAUUACCUGCAGGAGCAGAAAGAGAAAGAGGAGCGGAUCAAGAAAGAGAAGGAGCAGGGUACCUACAAAGAGAAGCCAAAGAAGUCGAAGAAGAAGAAGAAGGAGCAGGAGGCGUCGUCGGCCGGCGAGGCGAUCGAGCGGAUGUUGGAGAAGAAGAAGAUCUCGAGUAAGAUAAACUACGACGUACUCAGAGACCUGAACAGCAGGGGGACAGGAAGUGGAGGGGGCAGCAGUCCCAGCAGACCCCCCUCUGAAACACCUGACACACGCAAACGACUCAACCGCCGCCGCCGCAGGAAGACCGAUGACGCUAACCGAGACCUUGCUGCUAACGCUAGCAUCAUGGGAAAGAGGGUCCGCCUCCUCAUUUCCUCUGCACCAAAGAAGAAGAAAACAGCCCAGCAGCCUGUUGACCAGGUGACGGACCAGGUGCCAGACCUGGUGACGGACCAGGUGAUGGACCAGGUGACCGACAAGGUGACUAAGGAAGAAAACCUGGUUACUACAGAACCAGAAACCACAACAAAGACCACAUCUGUAGACCCUCAACCCCAAAACGUGUCCGUCCCCGCAGCCCCCCCUACGGCGGCAGAGGAGGAGGAGGAGGAGGAGGAAGAGGAGGAGGCCGAGGCUGAGGCAGAGGAGGAAUGUGUCUCCGCUCUGCAGCUGGUUGGAGAUUACGGCUGUGAGGAGGAGGAAGUUUUCUAACUGACUGAUGGGUUGAUGAAGUUUCCGUCCGUCAAGGAGGAUGUUACAAAAUCAAUAACCAAUAUCUACGGAAGAGGAGAAUGGCCACUGAAAAACAAAAUCUGACAUUUAUUCAACUUCUGAUUUUAAUCUCGGAAUUCUGACCAUAGUCCGAAAAUUCUAACUAUAAUUUCCAAAUUCUGACCAUAAUCUCGGAAUUCUGACUACAAUCUCGGAAUUUUGACCAUAAUCUCAGAAUUCUGACUUUGACCUCGGAAUUCUGAUUUUAAUCUCCACAUUUUGACCAUAAUCUCAGAAUUCUGGCUAUAAUCUUUGAAUUGUGACCAUAAUCUCAGAAUUUUGACCAUAAUUUCAGAAUUCUGACCAUAAUCUCAGAAUUCUGACCAUAAUCUCAGAAUUCUGACCAUAAUCUCGGAUUUCUGACUUUGACCUCGGACUUCUGACUUUAAUCUCCAUAUUCUAACUAUAAUCUCAGAAUUCUGACCAUAAUCUCGGAUUUCUGACCAUAAUCUGGUAUUUUCUGACCAUAAUCUCGGAUUUCUGACCAUAAUCUGGUAUUUUCUGACCAUAAUCUCAGAAUUGUGCCCAUAAUUUCAGAAUUCUGACCAUAAUCUCAGAAUUCUGACCAUAAUCUCGGAUUUUCUGACCAUAAUCUCAGAAUUCUGACCAUAAUCUCAGAAUUCUGACCAUAAUCUCGGAUUUCUGACUAUAAUCACCAUAUUCUGACUAUGAUCUCAGAAUUCUGACCGUAAUCUCAGAAUUCUGACCAUAAUCUCGGAUUUCUGACUUUGACCUCGGACUUCUGACUUUAAUCUCCAUAUUCUAACUAUAAUCUCAGAAUUCUGACCAUAAUCUCGGAUUUCUGACUACAAUCUCGGAAUUUUGACCAUAAUCUCAGAAUUCUGACUUUGACCUCGGAAUUCUGAUUUUAAUCUCCACAUUCUGACCAUAAUCUCAGAAUUCUGGCUGUAAUCUUUGAAUUGUGACCAUAAUCUCAGAAUUGUGACCAUAAUUUCAGAAUUCUGACCAUAAUCUCAGAAUUCUGACUUUGACCUCGGAAUUCUGAUUUUAAUCUCCACAUUCUGACCAUAAUCUCAGAAUUCUGGCUGUAAUCUUUGAAUUGUGACCAUAAUCUCAGAAUUGUGACCAUAAUUUCAGAAUUCUGACUAUGAUCUCAGAAUUCUGACUAUGAUCUCAGAAUUCUGACCAUAAUCUCGGAUUUCUGACUUUGACCUUGGACUUCUGACUUUAAUCUCCAUAUUCUAACUAUAAUCUCAGAAUUCUGACCAUAAUCUCGGAUUUCUGACCAUAAUCUGGUAUUUUCUGACCAUAAUCUCAGAAUUGUGCCCAUAAUUUCAGAAUUCUGACCAUAAUCUCAGAAUUCUGACCAUAAUCUCAGAAUUCUGACCAUAAUCUCGGAUUUUCUGACCAUAAUCUCGGACUUCUGACUUUAAUCACCAUAUUCUGACUAUGAUCUCAGAAUUCUGACCAUAAUCUCGGAUUUCUGACUAUAAUCUCGGACUUCUGACUUUAAUCACCAUAUUCUGACUAUGAUCUCAGAAUUCUGACCAUAAUCUCGGAAUUCUGACCCAAAUCUCGGACCUCUGACUAUAAUCACGGAAUUCUGACCGCUGUCUCAGAAAAAGUCAGACUACUGACUUCUUUUAAGGCUUUUGAGAUUAAAGUCUGAAUUCUGUCCGUCUCAUAAAAAAAGGUUUAAUUUUUUUUAAAUGGUCCUAAUCUUCGUCUGUAAAUAUUAGUUUUCAAUGAUUGUGUAAAAUAAGCUUUUUAAACCGUGGUAAUGUUUUUAUUUUAUUUUUUAAUGAAAUUGAAGUCUUGUAUUUGAAACCGGUUCUCUUCAUGUCUUCAGUUUUUGACCGUCCUAUUAAUUGAAGAGGUCUGCUCAGAGGGUCUCCGGUUGUUUACACUGUUUGGAUGCUUUUAUUGUUGUUCUUUGUAAAAUAGAAAAGCUGUAGAUUUUGGAUGUUUGUGUAUUUUUAUAUCUGUGUUGUGUUUCAGUGUAAAUAUGAAAGUUCACAUUCCUGUAAAAUAUCACAGAAAGCAUUUUAACAGUUAAAGCCGUUUAAACGUUCUCAAACACGUUUCCUCUUUUUAGUUUUCUUCUGUUUGUUUUUUAUAAUUAUGAACUGAAGCUGAGAGAAUAAAGAAAUGUCUGAAACAAA
Messenger RNA from Notolabrus celidotus (New Zealand spotty), 4675 nucleotides. RefSeq names its product BRF1 RNA polymerase III transcription initiation factor subunit b (gene brf1b). The record is from RefSeq and is a predicted model, not a curated record. Gene Ontology annotation, biological process: transcription preinitiation complex assembly; DNA-templated transcription initiation; transcription by RNA polymerase III. The transcript has 19 exons. Gene Ontology annotation, molecular function: TBP-class protein binding; RNA polymerase III type 3 promoter sequence-specific DNA binding; RNA polymerase III general transcription initiation factor activity. Lineage: Eukaryota; Metazoa; Chordata; Actinopteri; Labriformes; Labridae. The coding region runs from base 309 to 2492 and encodes 727 amino acids. Gene Ontology annotation, cellular component: transcription factor TFIIIB complex; nucleus; transcription preinitiation complex.